GAGAUGCUUAAUAAAAAAAUCUAAAUAGUAUGGUUUUAAUAGACAAUGAAAGACUUCUUAAGGUUAAUGAAAACCUAAGUAAUCUAAUUAGUGAAGAAUCAACUGUUAACAAAUCUAGCUCACAUCGGUUUUCCUCUGCGACCAGUCAAAUAGUUAUUUUCGGUGAAAUAGCUAAAUUAACCAAUUUUGCGAAUAAAAAUGUGCACAUUGAAUUUUGGUUAGAACCUUCCCGUGGAUGGUUUCCUUAUGAUGGUGAUGAUAGAUCACUUUGUGGAUUAACGCAUAGAUGCUACAGUUCGACUUCUACUACCUCAGUUGGAGCUCCAUUUCAAUUUAUUAUAGCAGAAUGUAAUACGAAAUCAAACGAGUCAGAAAUCAGUAAUGGCUUCACGCUUUAUUUUCGUGUAGUGAAUAAUCACAGUUUGGGUCGAUCAUCAACGGAAGCCUUUGGUAUUUUAAAGUUUCCUUUUCGACCUGGAAAAUUUUCUAGAGAAAUCAAAAUGUUUCGCCCGCAUUCUAAUAGAAUUUCUGACAAAUUGAUGGAAUACUUUCUCAAUUAUUCUUUCGAUUUGGAUGAAUUAGAAGAAAACCAUUAUGAACCACUUGGAUUGAUCUACACUGAAUCAAAAGGGACCAUCAGCUUGAAUGUUAAUAUAAUAGUACAAUCCAGCCAAUUCGAUCCCAAACUGGAUGAAUCAGAUGAUAUUCAUGAUCCUUUAUGGAAUGACAUUUCACAAAUUGUCGCAGCAUUCCGAAGAGCCAGACAACGAAUGAUAUUUUUACGGAUGAAAGCACUUCAACUUUUUAAAAACUCAAAAAACAAAUAAUUUAAUUAUCUAUCAACGUUUUAUAGUAGCUGCACUAGUUCGUAAUUUUUGUAGAUGGGCAAAAGCUUUUUGAACGAAGACUUUGAUUAAAUAAAGCUCUGCUUUUGUAACAUUA
Tetranychus urticae (two-spotted spider mite) is the source of this 942-nucleotide messenger RNA. RefSeq lists its product as uncharacterized. The record is from RefSeq and is a predicted model, not a curated record. Gene Ontology annotation, cellular component: MKS complex. Gene Ontology annotation, biological process: cilium assembly. Lineage: Eukaryota; Metazoa; Arthropoda; Arachnida; Trombidiformes; Tetranychidae.